Molecule: messenger RNA, 1191 nt
Organism: Adineta ricciae
Lineage: Eukaryota; Metazoa; Rotifera; Eurotatoria; Adinetida; Adinetidae
Source: the annotation of a GenBank genome assembly
AUGACAGCCUCAGUACCUGAAAGCAAUCCUGUUCGGUUGGAAAAAAUUACUCGUCGUGCAUCUACAUCCGUUCACGAAAUCUAUACGGAAGAAUAUCUGUUCAAUGAAGAUAAAGUACGAGAGCGAACUUGUACAAUCACUCGUCGUUCAGUAUCUGAACAUGAUGGGUCAAUGUCCAAUUUACAAUCACAGGAACUGAUGCUGGUAACACAUAUCAAACCGACUGUGUACAUUUACAGUAGAGAUGCAGUCGAAGAAAGAGUCUACGAAUGUAUUGAAGAUAUUCGUCCGAUUAGAAAUGGUGAAUGUCUAUGGAUUGAUAUCAUUGGAAAUAAAGAUAAAUCACUGCUAGCAAGUAUUAGUCGACGAUUUAUGAUUCAUCCAUUGUUCAUCUUAGAUAUUGAAACAAAUGAACAACGAACGAAGUUAGAUGUUUUUGAAGAUGCUUUGUUUUUAGUUAUGAAAAUGAUCUAUCCAGACAAGAUUACUCAAGAAACAUGUUUCGAACAGAUAAGUUUCUAUGUCAAAGAGAAUAUCCUUAUCACAGUUCAAGAAAAACCCAAAGAUAUAUUUGAUAAAAUUAGAAAAAAGAUCGUUCACAACAUCGGUAAAACUCGAAAAUCAAAAAUCGAUUAUCUUCUAUAUUCACUAAUCGAUACAAUCGUGGAUCAAUAUAUGGAUACACUCGAUAUCGUCAAUACAAAAGUCGAAGCUAUCGAUCAUCAGUUGAUGAAGAACCUGUCUCGUGACACACUUGAAACAAUCUACGAUCUCAAACGGCAAAUGCUUGAUUAUCGUCGUUUAGUAUCUCCUUUGAAAGAGAUCAUCAAUCGACUUCAGAAAGAAGAAGAGACACAAAUCAUUCAAGAAAGCACCGUUAUCUACUUGAAAGAUCUAUUCGACCAUGUUGCACAAGUGAAUGAUACCAUUGAUACAUAUCGAGAAACGCUUUCUUCAUGUAUUGAUUUCUAUAUGAUGCUCAAUUCCAAUGCUAUGAAUGAAGUCGUUAAAACCUUAACAAUUAUAUCUACCAUAUUCAUUCCAUUGACGUUUAUCGCGGGAGUGUAUGGAAUGAACUUUGAUAAUAUGCCGGAGAUACAUUGGAAAUAUGGGUACUUUGUAGUACUUAUAGGCAUGGCAGCAUUAGCCUCGGUAAUGUUGAUAUUUUUUAAGCGCAAGAAUUGGUUCUGA